Ostertagia ostertagi is the source of this 1503-nucleotide messenger RNA. The record is from the annotation of a GenBank genome assembly. NCBI's taxonomy places the organism in Eukaryota, Metazoa, Nematoda, Chromadorea, Rhabditida, Trichostrongylidae.
AUGACGGUUACCGAACCAGCACCAUCCCCCGUUGAGUUGGCGUGCGUCAAAAUAGAUGCCACCUCGUCGUGGCCACCGCGAGCCAUUAUGAGCUCGGUCAAUGUAUUAUAUCUGUCAGACCAGGACCGCUACUUUGUGGCCCAAAUUCCAAUUCGGGUCAAUAAUAUUAGCGUGCUCGCACUCAUUGAUACGGGCGCUUCUAUAACCAUCACGUCGGUCGAAGCCAUGCCGCUGUUCGGGGCCUUCGACCUCGCCAAAAGUGAUGUAACCAGCGCGGUAAUUGUUGAAACCCGCUUGUUGUUUUCUGUGGUUCGUGUGUUGGUAAUGGACGACACGUCGUCACCCCCCGAUCCGGGCGCUGCGCCGGACGACCAACGCAGGUAUUCUUUAACUUCUAGUCGCGAUGCGACUGACUCCAUGAAUAUUUCAUCUAGUCGCGAUGCGGCUGAAUCCUCGAGUAUUUUCUCUAGUCGCGAUGCGGCUGUCACUCAGACUAAUUGUCCCGUCUCGGUCGAGCAGGAGUCCGCAAUGGACACCUCCGAGACCGUUGCGUCCGAUCUUCCGGAGGACAGGGCCAGUGCCACUGGUCCUUCUUUAGUUUCAGGUACUGAUUCAGUGCCCACGGCAGCAGGCCAGGCCUCCGCUUCGGAGACAACCGUUUCAGUAAGCUUCGCUGAGAUUGCCUCACGUAAUACCUGGCACUCAGCUAAGUCGUCUUCGCUUGCUACGUCUCAGCGCAAGUUUCACAGUGACAAGCAGCUGCCCAACAAAUCCGAAGAGGAAUCGGUGGUAAGUAUGACCUCGUCCAUGGGGCACCUGUCCGUCACAGAGGUGGCACCCCUUAAGCCGCCACCAGCUCCGGUAGCGGCUCCCUCUUUUACCCCUCCGGCAAAAGUUAUGCGCUCCUCUUCCGGCCAGCGCAGGCAGAUUGCUGUUGCCCCUACACAGGUGAGAGGACGAGGUGGUGCUCGCCAGCCCCAAUCCUUUCGGGGCUCUGCCCGAGGGCGCGCUCCUCCCUCUUCGAGGUCGGUAGCGUCUACCUCGUCGGCUUCCCAGCCUUCAACAUCCCGCUCCUCUACGCGAGGAGCAGGCCCUUCCAGGGGAUCGGGCACACGCCGGGGUCGUGGCGCAAAAACGCCUCCCCCUACCUACUCAGGGCCCUUACCGCAGGUUCACACCUCUCAGCUUCCAAGGGAAACGCCCAAGGGUUUCACCCACUACCUUAUCGACCAACACCCUUGGGCGCACUUCGUCAACCCUCGCCCCAUCCAUUACCUGCGGGAGCACCUACCCACGGUCACCACGACCCUGGACACAGAGGUGUACCGCCACUUGCCGGACUCCGGAUAUCUGUCCGCACGGUUUAAUAAAUCGCUAUUCCCGCAGGUGGUUUUUAAGGAGGGCAAGAUUCCAAAUACAAUACCCUUCAUUGAGGUACAACAUUUGGAAGACACUAUUGCUUUCCGCGCACGAUCUAAGGCAAUAAUCGAUCAACUAUUUGCA